GAGGUCAGACCAGAUAAUAGCCGAUAGGGGGCGCAGCUCGUAACAUCCAGUCAUUGUUUAUUUCAAAAUGACUGAAAACAGCGCGUCACCGGAGGAUCCCUGGCUCAAACAGACGGACGGCGCCUUCAGCGACAACGGCUUCGAUCACAGUUUCUUUGCCGAGAGUGCUCGCAAAGGAAGUUUGGUGUCAAGAGCCAACAGCAUCGGAUCCACAAGUGCCUCUUCAGUACCAAACACAGACGAUGAAGACAGUGAUAACAGACAUGAGACACCCUAUAAGGAGUCGUAUAAAGACCGGAGGAGACAGGCGCACACACAGGCAGAGCAGAAACGCAGAGAUGCCAUCAAGAAAGGCUAUGAUGACUUGCAGACUAUAGUGCCUACAUGCCAGCAGCAGUCUGACUUUGCCAUGGCCACACAGAAGAUAAGUAAAGCUACAGUCCUGCAGAAGACAAUCGACUACAUUCAGUUUCUCCACAAAGAAAAGAAGAAGCAGGAAGAGGAUGUUUCCACACUUAGGAAGGAGGUGAUGGCGCUGAAAAUUAUGAAAACGAACUAUGAGCACAUUGUGAAGGCCCAUCAGAAUAACCCUCAGCAGGGCAGCGAGCAGGUUUCAGAUCAGGUGAAGUUCAGUGUGUUUCAGAGCAUCAUGGACUCUCUGUUCCAGUCCUUCAGUGCCUCAGUGUCGGUCAACAGCUUUCAGGAGCUCUCUGCCUGCGUCUUCAGCUGGAUCGAGGAACACUGCAAGCCCCAGACGCUGAGGGAGUUUGUGGUGACCGUGCUGCAGCAAAUGAAUGGUCAGCUGUACUGAAGCUGUCAGUCUGUAUGUUUGUCCGUCUCUCAGGCUAAUAUCUCAUUCAAGAACAGUCUCUCUUUCACACACACACACACACACACACACACACACAUACACACACUAUGCAGCAGGGUAUCAGCACACUAAUGGACUGGGGUGCGUUCAAGAACUCUAAAGAGAUGAAGUAGCGCUAAUUUAUUCCAAUCAGUCAUUUUAUUACUAAUAAUUUGGAAAGUGAUAAUCUGAUCCAAGAUGUUUGCGAUUGCAUAUUGUUUCCUCAAACACCUUCAGCUGGUUUAGAAAUGAAAGAAUGUGUAAGUUCUGUUUAGUCGAUGUUUUCGAACACACCUCAGUCCUGAAGUUUAAUAAUUUCUUUUUGUUUAGUCUAAAACCAGAAGAGUUUCAUCAGUAUUCAUAUUUUCAAAAGUUUGCAGUUGUGAUGCUAAGAUAAAAUAGCAUCUUGAGAACCACAAAUAUGAGGAAUACUCAGCUGUCAGACAACUUCACCCCCCGUAUACUGAGGUGAGAGAUAUGUCUCAAUUUACUGCAUUUUAAACCAGACAGCUGCCUUUGAAUGAUUAAGCUUGGUGUGUUGCAUUCAGUUAUCAUCUUUACCUCAUGUUCAAAUCAUUUUCCAAAGCACAACUACAUUUUCACCUUUGCGAACAGCCUAGUGCUGGAAAGGGGAGCCGAGAGGUCUGGUUACACUGUGAUGUAUCACUGUCAGUUGGUUUUUACGUCCAGAAACAGCUGUCUGGCAUGCUUUAAUAUAAAGUUAGGCAAUGCUGAGCCAUCUUAGUUCCUCUUUGUCCUUGGGAUGCUGUGACCAAAGAUUGCAGUGUCUAUGCACAAAUAAUGGAAGAUAAACCUCUUUUUUGUCAUGUUAUGUCAGUUUUUGUUCAGCUUUGUGUAGCGCAAUAAUGUUUUAUUCUACAUUUAUGUAAAUGAUUUAAGCUCUUGUGAUCAGUAUGUUUUGUGCUGCAUAAGCUAUCAAUGAAGACACAGUCGCAUCCGUGCGUGGUUGCAGCUUCACAUGGUGUGACCGCCCAAUUCUAUUUAUAUUUUUAAUUAAUGUUAAUUAAGGCGUAAUGAAAAUUAGAAUCGAAGUGUACUCAGGACACAGAUUUUUAGGUAUUGAGAUCUUUUUUUAAAUAGCAGAUGAUAGUACAAUCAACUGUUUGACCUGUGCUGGAAUAAGGGACAUCUUUACAAGUUAAGCCAUACAGUGGAGCGAAUGCCAGCUCACAGAAACGAGGCUACAUUGUGCUGAACUACUAUACUAGACUCUGUGCUUCUGCAUUUCUGACUUCAACGGAAGAAUCUGGUGGAAAUAUUUUUGUAUCAGUAUAAUUUUUUUAAUUGAAAAAUAAACAAUGUUCAAACUUA
This is a messenger RNA of Onychostoma macrolepis, 2182 nucleotides long. It is a transcript of the gene mlx, whose product is annotated as MAX dimerization protein MLX. Gene Ontology annotation, cellular component: nucleus. Gene Ontology annotation, molecular function: protein dimerization activity; RNA polymerase II cis-regulatory region sequence-specific DNA binding; DNA-binding transcription factor activity, RNA polymerase II-specific. Gene Ontology annotation, biological process: regulation of transcription by RNA polymerase II. Bases 68 to 811 code for a protein of 247 amino acids. The record is from RefSeq and is a predicted model, not a curated record. NCBI's taxonomy places the organism in Eukaryota, Metazoa, Chordata, Actinopteri, Cypriniformes, Cyprinidae. The transcript has 8 exons.